AUGACAUUAAACCAAAUAAUUUUAUCAUUGAUUUUGGGUUUGAGUUUAAUGACUACAAUCAUUAAAUCAGUUCCAAUGGACCCAACAAUUUAUAUUGAAGGUACAAUUUUUGAUCAAUGGCCAGAAUAUAAUUAUAAUUUUGAAAAAACCAACCCAGGAAGUAAUGUUAAAACCCUUGGAAUGGUAAAAGCAAAAUUGAACUCAACAACAAAAGUUCCAGAACUUUCUUCAGAUGAUACUAAAACUUCACCAAAUACAUUAGGUACUAUGCAAUAUCCAGAGUUAUUUAAAUAUCACUUUACAUCAAAUGUUGAUGCACCAGCAUCCAAAAACUCUGGUAAAAAUUUACCAAUGAAAAUACAAUUCAAAUUAGAUCAAGACAAUAGUGGUUUUUAUACUUUUUUCAAUCAAACUUUUUUCCCAAUUGAUAACAUGGGCUACGAUGUAGAUCCAUCAUUUAGAAUUUAUAAACAAAGUGGUAACUAUCAUAAUUUCCAUUUUUGUGUAAAGAUGAAUAGUCGUUUUACUUAUAAUGGAGGUGAAGUUUUUAAUUUUAAAGGUGAUGAUGAUUUAUGGGUAUAUAUUGAUGAUAAAUUAGUAGUUGACGUAGGUGGUAUUCAUCCAGCACAAGAUGGAUCUGUUAAUCUUGAUACAUUAGGUUUAAUUAAAAAUAAAGUUUACCCAUUAGAUUUAUUCUAUUGUGAAAGACAUACUGAUGGUUCAACUAUUAGUAUUCAAACUACUAUUCAAGCUUAUUGUGCCUGGUAUGAUUAUUGUGGUGUAUGUGGUGGUACAGGUGCAGUUUGUUGUAAUGCUAAAGCUAAUUGUGAUGAUGGUGAUUUAUGUACAAUUGAUAGUUGCCCACAACCAAAUUUAGCAUUCCCAGAUCUUCAAUCAGUUUAUAAGAAUUGUUCUCAUAUUCCAAAAGAUUGUCCACCAGCAAAUAAAUGUCAAGUAAAUUCAUGUGAUAAAACUACAGGAAAUUGUAAACCAGAAAAUUUAAAGUGCCCAGACAGAUCAAAUGAGUGUCUUAAAAAUACAGGUUGUGAUGAUUUAACCGGUUGUAAAUAUGUUAGUAUAUGCACAGAUUCAUGCGAUAAAAAAGGUAAUGCUUGUGUUGCAGGUAAAUGUCAACAAAAAACAACUAGCGAUUGUGCUGCUGAGUUAGAUGAUAAUUCAUGUAAAGUAUAUUCUUGUAAUUCAACUCGUGGUGGUUGUUACUCUGAAAACAAAUGUAAACCAGAUCCAACUCAAAUUUGUGAUGUUGCAAGUUGUGAUGAUGGUGCUUGUAGUAUCAAAACUUUACCACCUGAUGAAUGUAAUUGUGGUUGUAAACCAAACUUUUGCCAAAAGAGUAAUUGUGUUAAAAACCCAUCAAAUAAUCAAUUCGAAUGUUCUCUUUUACCAGCAGAUGGUAUUGAUGAUGGUAAUGCUUGCACUGAAGAUAUUUGUGAUGCAGUGGCCCAAAAAAUAACUCAUGUACCAUAUGAUACUUGUAAAGGCUGUAUGUCAUGUAAUCCAUCAAAUGGUGAUUGUGAAGCUCAUAACGAGGUUUGUAAUGAUUUUAAUGCAUGUACUGAAAAUGUCUGUUCUCCAGUUAAAGUUGGUGCAGGUGUUGGUGAAUGUGUAACUACCAAUACAACAUGUGCACCAACCACAAACGUUGAUAAAUGUAAAAACUACCUUUGCGAUUCUGAAAAAGGUUGUUAUGAAACCGAUGUAGUUUGUCCAGAUAGUGGAAAUUGUAAAGUUGGUCAUUGUGAUUCCAAGGUAGGUUGCUCUUUGAAGCCACGUGUCUGUAAAUCACCAGCUUUUUGCAUCGUAGCAGAAUGUGAUGAAACUGUUGGUUGCAUUGCAUUUGAGAGACGUUGUGCAUCAAGUAAUCCAAAAUGUAAAGCAGGUAUUUGUGUAAAUGGUACAACACCAGAAGAAGGUGAAUGUGAAUCUGUAAAUUAUGAUCCAAAACCAUUUAUUUGUCAAACUGGUGCUAUAGUUUCUACUGCUGUAAUUGCUGGUGUAACUGUUGCUGGUGCUGUUGCUCUUGGUAUUUUCAUUUAUGGUGGUAAACGUGGUUAUGAUUAUUGGAAAGAAAGUAGAAGCAUUUCUAUGAGUUCUGCUGUUUCAAGUCCAAUGUAUGUUCCUUCUGCAAAUGCUUCUGAAAAUCCACUUUAUAUUCCAGAAGGAGAAUUAUAA
Messenger RNA from Dictyostelium discoideum AX4, 2193 nucleotides. It is a transcript of the gene psiL, whose product is annotated as PA14 domain-containing protein. NCBI's taxonomy places the organism in Eukaryota, Evosea, Eumycetozoa, Dictyosteliales, Dictyosteliaceae. The coding region runs from base 1 to 2193 and encodes 730 amino acids. The record is from RefSeq and is a predicted model, not a curated record. The transcript is spliced from 6 exons. Gene Ontology annotation, cellular component: membrane.